This is a messenger RNA of Tarenaya hassleriana, 1330 nucleotides long. RefSeq lists its product as uncharacterized. The coding region runs from base 16 to 1254 and encodes 412 amino acids. Lineage: Eukaryota; Viridiplantae; Streptophyta; Magnoliopsida; Brassicales; Cleomaceae. The record is from RefSeq and is a predicted model, not a curated record. The transcript has 7 exons.
UCUAAAGAUCUAAUCAUGACCAUCAAUCUCUUCAUGAUCAAUCGGACGGCCAGUUUCAUCCUCGUUCUUGUGAUGAUAUUGAACACCAUCGGAGCUUCUGCCGGAAAAAGCGGGUUUCCCGAUCCCCGGGAGAUCCAACUCCGGUUGAAGCAACUCAACAAACCAGCUCUUAAAUCCAUCGAGAGUCCAGAUGGAGAUAUCAUAGAUUGUGUUUCUAUUACCGAACAACCGGCUUUCGACGACCCUCUCCUUAGAGACCACACCAUCCAGAUGAGGCCGAGUUUCGAUAUAGAAGAUCUUUCCACAAGCGAUGCUUUCGGUAACGGCACGAAUUCGGACAGUAUAUCUCAACUUUGGCGAACGAAUGGUGAAUGUCCGGAAAAUACCGUUCCAAUCAGAAGAACAACAAAAGAAGACUUGCUAAGAGACGAGAAAUAUGGGAAAAAGUAUCAAAAUAAGACCUCAAACCCUAAUUUUUCAAAUCAUCGUAUACGUGAUCCGAAAGAACACGAGUAUGCAGUAGCGUUUGCAACGAAAGGUUGGUAUAAUGGAGCAAAGGCACGAAUGAAUGUAUGGAAGCCGUGGGUCCAAUACGCUAACGAGUUUAGCCUGUCUCAGAUUUGGGUUACAAGCGGUGUUCAUGAUAUUGAUUUGAAUACCUUGGAAGCCGGUUGGCAGGUUUACAAACGUUUAUACAAAGAUAACAACCCAAGACUAUUCGCUUACUGGACCAGGGAUUCAUACGGAGAAACAGGCUGCUACAAUCAUGUAUGCCCAGGCUUUGUUCAGACCAGCAGGACAAUUGCCCUCGGGGCAUCUAUCCGACCCAUAUCGGCCUUUGGUGGCGCCCAAUAUGGGAUCACAUUAAUUAUCAAGAAGGAUCAAACAACAGGAAACUGGUGGUUAGGGUACCAGGGGACAAUGGUAGGGUACUGGCCAGGAUCUAUAGUCCCGAACCUAGCAAACGGUGCAACAGGUAUUACUUGGGGAGGCGAAAUUCUAAACAAAAGAAUGAACGGGAAACACACUACCACGGAUAUGGGGAGUGGACGUUUUCCAUAUGAACGGUUUCGAGAGGCGAGUUAUUUCCGAAACUUAGGUGUAUUCGAUAUGGAAAAUGUCCUGAGAGAUCCAGGGACACUCAAACCCGGCACUACAAACCCACACUGUUAUGACGUGAAGAUAUCGUCAAGCAAGAGUUGGGGAACUUACUUUUACUAUGGAGGUCCUGGUCUGAACAGUAGAUGCCCAUGAGCCCACCCAUAUUCAUUUCCUUUAACAACAUUUUGUGUUGUUGUUAGAAGUACUAAGGUUAUAUAUCAACUAAUAU